This is a messenger RNA of Acomys russatus (golden spiny mouse), 3839 nucleotides long. RefSeq names its product EvC ciliary complex subunit 2 (gene Evc2). The record is from RefSeq and is a predicted model, not a curated record. Bases 65 to 3784 code for a protein of 1239 amino acids. Gene Ontology annotation, biological process: smoothened signaling pathway. Gene Ontology annotation, cellular component: ciliary membrane; plasma membrane protein complex. The transcript is spliced from 20 exons. NCBI's taxonomy places the organism in Eukaryota, Metazoa, Chordata, Mammalia, Rodentia, Muridae.
CUCUAGGCCUCCAAACUCCAGACGCCAGUGUUCCAGAAAACUUUCCAAGCGGUUCGCACUGAGCAUGCUCCGUGGCGGGGCGGGCCCGGGGUCCGGAAGCUCAGUUACUAAACGGGGCCUGUGUGGGGUCUGCAGCCACCAGAUGGGGGCGAGGGGUCCCACGGGCGCCCGGGGACGAACCACGUGGAUGCUGGCUGGGGGUGUCCUGGCCGCGGCCCUGGUGCUGGGCGCCCGCCCCCGUGCGCUCCCACCCUCCUUCCCUACUCUGGGCCCAGGGACACCAUCCCCGCCGGGCUCAGGGGAACACUGGCCAACCUUGCAGUAUAGAGAUAUUUCAAGAGAAAGUUCCUCUGAGAAUGGACUGGUAUUUCAAAAAUGCUCACUGGUGUCUGGGCAGAGUGAGUCACGGGUUAUGCACGUGCAGCUGUCAGUGAACAACACCAGGACGCCCAUGUCAGCCAACCUUUCGGACCUGGUUGUGGUAGACAAGAUCACCGGCCUCACUGUGAAGGAAUCGGCUGGAAAUAAGACUCAGGACGGAAUCCAGACUUUCAGAAAGAGGUUUCUGCCAGUAGGAGAGUGCUACUCUGUCAGCUACAUGGCCUCACUGGACCCCACAGCCCUUGGGACUAGAGGAAACCUGGACCUUCCCGCCCUGCUCAUCUUUCAGAACCCCUCACAGAACAGAACUCAGAUGAGAGCCCACUUUACCAUCACAGUGGAAGAACAGAUAACGGUUCUGCCUAACCACGGUCUCCAUGCAGCAGGCUUCAUCGCAGCCUUCUUCGUCUCCCUCAUGCUGACCUUGGUGGCCCUGUUCUUUCUGGCACAGGGCUGGUGUCCUCAGGGAAGCAUGCUGGCCAGAUGCCGGGCUCAGCACCUUCAGAACAAGCUGGAGCCCUCGCCCUUCGCCUCUGCUAAUGGUGUGAGCCAGGAUCUCUCCCUCAGUGACCAAGUGAUUGACAUCCUGACUUCUGAGGACCCCGGGAACAUGCUUCAAGCCCUAGAAGAGUUGGAGAUCGCAACCCUGAAUCAGGCAGAUGCGGAUCUGGAGGCUUGUCGGAACCAAAUUAGUAAGGACAUCAUUGCCCUUCUGAUGAGGAAUCUGACCAGUAGUGGUCAACUCUCUCCACAAACCGAGAGGAAGAUGGCCGCUGCUUUCAAAAAGCAGUUUCUGAUGCUGGAAACUGAGAUCCAAGAGGAGUACGAGCGGAAGAUGUUGGCACUGACGGCAGAGUGUGACCUAGAAACGAGGAAGAAAACAGAAAGCCAGUACCAGAGGGAGAUGGUGGCCAUGGAGGAAGCAGAAGAGGUGUUGAGGCGAGUUAGUGAGAGGUCUGCUGCAGAGUGCAGCAACCUUUUGCGGACCCUCCAUGACCUGGAGCAAGAGGACGUGCAGAGGUCCCUCGCUCUGCACCAAGCAGAGGACUUUGCCCAAGCGCACAGGCAGCUGGUUGUUUUCCAGAGAAACGAGUUACACAGCAUUGUCUAUACCCAGAUACAGAGUGCUGUUGCCAAAGGGGAACUGAGGCCUGAGUUGGCUAAAAUGCUGCUGCAAGACUACUCUAAAACACAGGAGAGUGUGGAAGAGCUGACAGACUUCUUCCAGGCCACCAAGCGGUACCAUCUCAGCAAGAGGUUUGGCCAUAGGGAGUACCUGGUCCAGAGCCUGCAGGCCGUGGAGACCCGUGUGCAAGGGCUGCUGAGCACUGCGGCUGCCCAACUGACGAGCCUCAUCCACAAACAUGAGAGGGCCGGGUACUUGGAUGAAGAUCAGAUGGAAAUGCUGUUGGAGCGAGCACAGACGGAAACCUUUUCUAUAAAGCAGAAGCUGGACAAUGACUUAAGGCAGGAAAAGAAAAAGCUCCACCAAAAAUUAGUAACUAAGAGAAGGCGAGAGCUUCUGCAGAAGCAUAAGGAGCAGCAGAAGGAGCAGGUGUCCCUGGGCGAGGCCUCCAGCACUGCGGAGGAUUCAAUCCAGUACCUGCGCCAGUGGAGGAGCGUGAUGGCCGAGCACACCGCUGCCCUGGAGGAGCUGCAGGAACGUCUGGACCAGGCUGCCCUGGACGACCUCCGUCUCCUGACUGUGUCACUGUCUGAGAAAGCCACGGAGGACCUGAGGCGCCUGCAGAGCACGGCCAUGACCCAGGAGCUGCUGAAACGCAGCGCUCCCUGGCUCUUCCUGCAGCAGAUCUUGGAGGAGCACAGCCGGGAGUCGGCUGCCCGCACUGCGCAGCUGGAGGCAGAAGAGAGAGAACGGGGCCAGGAGCUGGUGCAGGGUGUGAGGCAGCGGCUACAGCAGGAUGCUCCGGAGGCCUGCACCGAGGAACAGGCAGAGCUGAGGCAUUGGGAGCACUUGGUGUUCACGAAGCUCUGCUGUGCAGCCAUCUCAUUGUCUGAAGAAGACCUGCUUAGGGUGAGGCAGGAGGCCCAGGGCUGCUUCACCCAGCUGGACCGGAGUUUGGCCCUCCCCAGAAUCCGAGCGCGAGUGCUGCAGCAGCAGUUGCUGAUGGCCUGGCGGGAAGGAGAGUUCCGGAAACUGGACCAGGCUCUGGCUGCACCUGAGCUGCAGUCCAAGGCGAGAAAGCUGCGUUCUAAAGGCAGAGGCAAGGCAGAUCUUCUGAAGAAGAGCCUGGAGGAUAAGAUCCGCCUCUUUGAGGAACGAGCCCCCGAAGACCUGGCAGACAAGGUGCGAGGGGAGUUGCUCCAGGAGAGGGUCCAGAGGCUGGAGGCCCAGGAGGCGCGCUUUGCUGAGUCCCUUGUGGUUCUGCAGUUCCAGAAGGUGGCCCGGGCUGCUGAGACCCUCUCAGUCUACACCGCCCUGCUUAGCAUUCAAGACCUGCUGCUGGGGGAGCUGAGUGAGUCCGAGACAUUGACCAAGUCAGCCUGCAUGCAGAUCCUGGAGUCGCACAGCCCGGAACUGCAGGAACUGGAGAGGAGGGUGGAGGACCGGCUGGUGCAGCAGGAAGUAGCUGAGCAGCAGCACAUCCUGGAGAGCUGGCAGCAGUGGGCAGCUGACGGGCCUGGGCUGAGCGAACCUGGGGAGAUAGACCCUGAAAGGCAGGUGUCUGCCAUCCUGCGGCAGGCCCUGAACAAGGGCCAGAAGCUACUGGAACAGCAUCAGCAGAGGGUGGAAGAGGAGCGGCAGAACAGUGCGGUGCUAGAAGAUGCUCUGGAAAGCAUGGAGGCUGACACCAUGUCCAGCCUGUGCAGCCAGGGACUGAGGCUGGUGUCAUACCUCUCAAGGAUGACAAUGGUGCCCGGGAGCACACUGCUCCGGCUCCUGAGUGUGGUGCUUCCGGCAGCGUCUCACCCUCAGCUGCUGGGCCUGCUGGAUACAGUCGGUGACAAGCACUCAGGCCACGGAGCAGAGAAUGAGAGCAGUGGGGAGCAGGCUGAGCAGGGCAAGAGGAGGAAACACCAGAGCUGGUGGCAAGCUUUGGACAGCAGGCUGAGAGCAGAUUUGGUGAGUCAAGGACUGGAGAGGAUGCUCUGGGCACGCAGGAAAAAGGAGAGCUUAUUGAAGAAGAUAUACAUUCCUGUCCAGGAGAGGGUGAUGUUCCCUGGGAAAGGAAGCUGGCCACACCUGUCCCUAGAGCCCAUUGGAGAACUAGCACCCAUCCCCAUCGCAGGGGCAGACACCAUGGACCUAUUAAACACAGGAGAGAAGAUCUUUGUAUUCCGAAGCCCGCAGGAGCCUGAGAUCUCAUUGCGCGUUCCUCCCAGGAAGAAAAAGAAUUUUCUGAAUGCCAAGAAGGCCAGCAGGGCCUUGGGCUUGGACUGACCCAAGGGGAAGCACCAGGAAGUGGUCUCAAGCCAGGUGCAUCAUACUUCUGGCC